Molecule: messenger RNA, 1194 nt
Organism: Zeugodacus cucurbitae (melon fly)
Lineage: Eukaryota; Metazoa; Arthropoda; Insecta; Diptera; Tephritidae
Product: lipase 1
Exons: 6
Coding region: 1-1194 (397 amino acids)
Biological process (GO): lipid metabolic process
Molecular function (GO): hydrolase activity, acting on ester bonds
Source: RefSeq, a predicted model, not a curated record
AUGACAACGACGCUGAGAAAAGGUACGAUAAGGAAACUGAACGGCGUUCUCACUGGACAACGUACACCUGCGACAUCACUACCACUCCUGUGCACAAAGACUGAUUGGCUGGUGAAGAACAAAUACGCCGUAGAACUGCAUAACAUCACAACAGAGGACGGCUAUAAGCUUCUCUUGCAUCGCAUACCCAAACCAGGCCACCAACCGGUAUUGUUGGUACACGGUUUGCUGACAUCCUCACUCGCUUGGACACUACUCGGCCCGGGAAAUAGCCUAGCCUUUCUACUGGCCGACCGCAACUACGAUGUUUGGCUUGCAAAUUUGCGUGGCUCUCCAUAUUCGCGCAGUCACACGCAACUCGGAAGCAAAAGCGCCGACUAUUGGAGUUUCAGCUUCCACGAAAUGGGCGCAUAUGAUCUGCCCGCCAUAAUGGAUCACAUUGGGAACGAAACCGCUCUCCAGAAGUUGCUGCUAAUUGGACACUCGCAGGCGCUGAAUGCAUUUUUGGUCCUUUGCUCUGUUCACCCCGAGUACAAUGAACGCAUUCUGUUAAUGCAAGCUUUAGCCCCGAUUGUGCAGCUUCACGGUUUUGUGCGUUUCAAAUCGGGUGAUGUGCGUCGGGUGAUGCGUUUUGUUAAGGCAAAUUUGAAACAAGGGUCAUAUGAAAUGUUCCCCCCUGGUUAUCUACGUAGGAAGUGUCUCAAAAUCGGUUCGGACGACCAUCAAGAAUGUCUACAAAUCAUGAAAACCUUUGCGGGGAGUUGGCGAUACUCCAAAUCGCAGUCCAUUGAACCGCUGCUUUAUGGCCAACUUUUACAGGUUGCUUCGUUAAAAGAAAUCAAACAUCUACAACAAAUAUGGGAUUCUGGAGAUUUCGUUGCCUUCGACUACGGUGUAGAAGGUAAUCGCAAGUACUACAAUUCAGUUGAACCAUACAAUUAUAAUCUCAGUCUAAUAACCGCACCGCUUCUGCUCUAUUUCGGCGAAAGCGAUGCCAUAGCAACGCCAGCGGGCGUGCAUAGCAUUUACUCACGUCUCUUAAAUGCGGUGGUCGGUGUCUGUCGUAUAAAUGCCGUCAAAUUUAAUCACUUCGACUUUCUAUGUGCGAGCGAUUUAAAAACGUUGGUCAAUGAUAGAGUUAUCGCUAUGAUGGAACAACACUUGGCCGGCAAAUUGCCCUAUGUAAUUGAAUAA